AUUCGAUUCGAUUCUAAUCUAUUCGAUUUAUGUAAGGAAAGCGAUUAUCAACGGCAACUCACACACGCUCUCUCCGAUUUUUUAUUCCGGGUAGGGCUGCUGUAACACAAGGUAAGCCCAUGCGAGUCGUCACUAGAAGUGUAUAAUCAAAGGCACUUGGAUCAUAAAAACAAGCCUUCGAUUCUCUUAUCGGAGGGAUCAUUGUCCAGUGCCCUCUCUUUCUCGCCCUCGGCGCAUUGUGUCGAGACGGACUGGUGUCCAGAGCACUUAGUAUCACAAUGCAUUGUGGUUAUUGAGAAAGCGCGCACAUUUUGCAAAAUGGCGGACGGACCAAACGAAUUUCAACUUGAACAACCACCUACUGAUGGGAUUUCGUCCGUCAAAUUCAGCCCUAAAUCAGCUUCCUUUUUGGUGGUGUCAUCGUGGGAUACCUCAGUCAGGCUCUAUGAUGUCCAGAACAACAACAUGCGUCUUAAGUAUAACCAUUCUUAUGCAGUGCUAGACUGCUGCUUCCAAGAUGGUGUGCAUACAUUCAGUGGAGGACUUGACAAUACCUUAAAAGUUGUGGACCUCAAUACUUCAGCUGAGCAAGUUGUAGGGAUGCACGAUGAAGCAAUCAAAUGUGUGGAAUACUGUCCCCAAUCUGGAUUAGUUGUGACUGGCAGCUGGGAUAAAUUCAUCAAACUUUGGGAUCCAAGAACAAAUCAGUGCACUGGAAAAUAUGAGCAGCCUGAAAAGGUGUACACAAUGGCAUCAUCCGAUGAGCGUCUUGUCGUUGGCACAGCAGGACGGCGUGUGAUGGUUUGGGACCUUAGGAAUAUGCAAUAUGUACAACAAAGAAGAGAAUCUAGUUUAAAAUACCAAACAAGAUGUAUCCGUACAUUCCCAAAUAAACAAGGUUAUGUUUUAAGCUCUAUUGAGGGCAGAGUAGCUGUGGAAUAUUUUGACCCAAGCCCUGAAGUGCAGAAGAGGAAAUAUGCCUUUAAGUGUCAUCGUAUAAAAGAAGAAGGAAUGGAAAAUAUAUACCCUGUCAAUGCAAUAUCCUUCCAUAAUGUACACAACACAUUUGCCACUGGUGGUUCAGAUGGUUUUGUGAACAUCUGGGAUGGCUUCAACAAAAAGCGGCUUUGCCAGGUACAAGAUACACUAAUAUGUAUUUUUAGCACGUUUUUUUUCCUCCUCUUAAGUAAACACACAUCCUUUGUGAUAAUUCAGCAUCAUAUGUGUAGAGCCAAAGAACUGGAGUGUGCAUUACACAGGGCAGCAUCCUUAGAAUGGAAGUAAUCAAUGUAUUUCAAGCGUAUUUGAUCAAGACAAAAUAUUAUUUCUGGAAACCAAAUGAACUGCCUUGCCUAGGAACACAGCAUGUUGACCCUAACCAGGGCUCAAACCUGCUUGUUCUGGAAUCCAGUACACUCACCAUCAGGCUGCUGCAACUCCUAGGUAGGCUAAGGUAAAAGUAAUUACUGAAUUGUUGUAAAGGCCAGAGAGCAGCUAAGCAGUUUUUCCCACUCUUAUUCUACCCUUUCAAAGCUGACUUGUAGGGUUAAAAA
This is a messenger RNA of Orbicella faveolata, 1553 nucleotides long. RefSeq names its product mitotic checkpoint protein BUB3-like. NCBI's taxonomy places the organism in Eukaryota, Metazoa, Cnidaria, Anthozoa, Scleractinia, Merulinidae. Gene Ontology annotation, molecular function: protein binding. The record is from RefSeq and is a predicted model, not a curated record.